UUUCCCCUUACAAGGUUGCCUAGGGAUGACCAUUGGACCAGAACCCCCUUGAGAUAGCUAGCUGGCCAUAAAAAUUAUAAUAUAAAUACAGACACAUACAGCAUACAGUACAGAUACACGAUGAAUGCAGAGCUAGGAGGAUUCAUCAAGGAGAAGAAGUUAAAUGCUCAACAGUUGAGAGCUGUGACUCCAAAAAACAAAGAAGAACAGAAGGAGAUUUUCAAAGCCUACUCCAUCUUGUUUGACGAGGUGAUAGAGAGACUACCAGCUAGUGGAAGGCUUCUUGCCAGAAUAAAGAAUGAGUAUGAGAAAGCCAUAGCAACCAUCCAGUCUAGAGGGCAUGUGCGAGCAAAGAAAGAGCAAAGUGGUCUGCUCAAGACUUGUGAGCUGUCUACCAUCAACAACUAUCACAAGAGAAUCGCAGAGCUUGAUUUCAAGUCCAUGAAGCUGAAGCUAGACAAUGAAAGGAUCAAAGGAAAGAUGGAUGAAAUGAACGCUGAAAUAGAGGCUUUGAUCAGAGAGAAAGAGCAUAAACGUCACUUGAUGAGAGUGGCCACCCCUCGCAUGACCAGUAGUAAGAGGAAGAGUCUGGGACUCAGUCUGGAGGAGGCCACCAGCUUGACUCAACUGCAGUUAGAGCUGAAAAGGGUUAGGGAAGAGUUGGAUGAGGUCAAAAUCAUUUCCGAGAAAAAAUUCAUUCUUCCUGAUAGAAAAGCUCAGCUUCACAAACUACUAAACGACAAAGAACAAGUCAAGGCCAAGGUGGAUAAAACGAAUAGUGUGCUUGCACAACAGCUGAAGAAACUCAAGCUAGCCACACAAGCUGUUGCUUCGUACUGUUCCUAUCUUCAGCAGCAUCGACUGGACCCACAAACUCUGCCGCUAGAGCACUACAUUGCUGCUGUUAUUGAGGCUAACUAUGAAGAGAUGCAGGAUGAAGAACCAGACCAAGACCUAGUUAAAGAGACCGAGGCUGAGAUGGUACUGGACUGCUUCGAGAAGUUCAAUGAGUUGUUUGAGAGUGAGAGAUAUGAGGAGGCUGCCCUACAUGCUGCGUCUUCUCCAAAAGGUGUUCUCCGUACCAUGGACACUCUGAACAAGUUCAAGCACUCUGCUAGACUCACCCUGGGUACUAAGCCUCCCCUCCUCUGCUACUGUGAGCACCUCAUGGCCUGUGCCCCCGCAUACAGACCACUCAGUAAAGAGGAAGGGCUGGAGUGUGUGCAGUGUGCACUGGAUAAUGAUGGAAUUGCAAUAAUAUCCCACUGGAUAGCACAAGGAGUGCUGUAUCCCUCGGUGGAGGUGGGUUCACUGCUUAUGUCAUUCUGCAAGUGUGUGAACAGGUGCACGUGUGGCUGCAUGAGAACUGCUUUCUCUGUGUUAGACAGAUGUGGGGAGCACAAUACAGCUGCACUGUGUCUGGUACAUCAGGACAAAUUCAUGACGUUCUUCUCGUAUGCUAAGAAAAUUGGCUACUCUAAAAUAGACUACAUUCACACAUUGAGCUCGAGACCAAGCAUGGUGCUUGUGGAAGCACUGACCCAUCCUCCUGACAAUGCGUGUAUGACCACUAUUGAAGCUGCCAAUAUCUUGUUACAAAAUGGGAGGAGUGAAGACGCAACCACUUUAAUAAGAAAGGACGUUCAUGAGCUUAACGAUGGCAGUCUGCAGACUCUCUUAGAAAACAGCACACAAGAUGACACAUGGCAGAUCCUAAUAGCCAAUCUACACAGUGCUGGAUUUAGUGAGCUGGCUAUCGAGUGUCUGUCAGCUCUGACUAUGAGGAAGGCUCUACUCAGUGCCGUCACUAAUCUAACAAAAGAGUUUACUGACCACCCACACCCUCACCCUGAGGAGAGUGUACAGGACAGGCCCGAAACUUCAAAUGGUAAUGUCAACCACAAUUAUGUGGGGCUGGAUGAUGAUGAGUCGUCACUGUCCAGUUCUGAGGUGACGGACAGUGAGUACGAGAGCAGCGGAGGCUACAGCUCUGAACUAGAGUCCGACUCUGUGCGUAGCUAUAAGUGCUGACUAUAGUAGCAUCAUCAUAUCCAUCAUCCUGCAUGCAUGCUUAUGUGUUGAUAUAAUUAUUAAUUACGUGUAUCCUCUAAUGCCAUCUG
This is a messenger RNA of Halichondria panicea, 2120 nucleotides long. Its product is annotated as clathrin heavy chain linker domain-containing protein 1-like. Lineage: Eukaryota; Metazoa; Porifera; Demospongiae; Suberitida; Halichondriidae. The record is from RefSeq and is a predicted model, not a curated record. The transcript has 26 exons. The coding region runs from base 121 to 2031 and encodes 636 amino acids.